This is a messenger RNA of Molossus molossus (Pallas's mastiff bat), 1104 nucleotides long. It is a transcript of the gene RYBP, whose product is annotated as RING1 and YY1 binding protein. Gene Ontology annotation, molecular function: DNA binding; transcription coregulator activity. The coding region runs from base 148 to 834 and encodes 228 amino acids. The record is from RefSeq and is a predicted model, not a curated record. Gene Ontology annotation, cellular component: nucleus. NCBI's taxonomy places the organism in Eukaryota, Metazoa, Chordata, Mammalia, Chiroptera, Molossidae. The transcript has 5 exons. Gene Ontology annotation, biological process: positive regulation of DNA-templated transcription.
GGCGGCGGCAGGAGCUCGAGCUCCGGCGGCUGAGGGCGGGUGCGCGCGGGGGAGGGAGGGGGGUCGGCCCGCGACGACUCCCCGGACGGCGUUUCUCCUCCGAGCGGCGCGGCUUCGGCGUUGGAGGGGCGGCGGUCCAGCCCAUCCAUGACCAUGGGCGACAAGAAGAGCCCGACCAGGCCGAAGCGACAAGCGAAACCUGCCGCGGACGAAGGCUUUUGGGAUUGUAGCGUCUGCACCUUCAGGAACAGCGCGGAAGCCUUCAAGUGCAGCAUCUGCGAUGUGAGGAAAGGCACCUCCACCAGAAAACCUCGAAUCAAUUCUCAGCUGGUGGCACAACAGGUGGCGCAGCAGUACGCCACCCCACCACCCCCGAAGAAGGAGAGGAAGGAGAAGGUCGAGAAGCAGGACAGAGAGAAGCCUGAGAAGGAGAAGGAGAUCAGUCCUGGUGUCACCAAGAAAAAUACCAACAAGAAAACAAAACCAAAGUCUGACAUUCUGAAAGAUCCUCCCAGCGAAGCCAACAGCAUACAGUCUGCAAAUGCUGCAACGAAGACCAGUGAGUCGAAUCACAACUCCAGGCCCCGACUGAAAAACGUGGACAGGAGCACUGCACAGCAGUUGGCAGUGACUGUGGGCAACGUCACCGUCAUUAUUACAGACUUUAAGGAAAAGACUCGCUCCUCCUCAACGUCCUCAUCCACAGUGACCUCCAGUGCAGGGUCGGAGCAGCAGAACCAGAGCAGCUCGGGGUCCGAGAGCACAGACAAGGGCUCCUCCCGCUCCUCCACUCCAAAGGGCGACAUGUCAGCCGUCAACGACGAGUCUUUCUGAAAUUGCACAUGGAGUUGUGAAGACUAUGAAUCAGGGUAUGAAAUUCAAAUCCUCCACCUGCCUGUGCUGCUUGCACCUGGAGACUCUUCCGUGGACAUCGGCCUGGUAGUAACGCUGCCGGAGAACUGCUCGCCACGGCGCUGGCCACGAGGAAUUUCGCACCCUGACGGUUACUCUUGACACUUUUAUGUAUUCCAUUGUUUUAUAUGAUUUUCCUAACAAUCAUUUAUAAUUGGAUGUGCUCCUGAAUCUACUUUUUAUAAAAAAAAA